UUUAUGCAGAAAGGGGCGUUUUCAGGGGGCGGGGCUUAUUCUGUAACACGGAACUGUUGUUUUGGACUCAUCGUUGAAGAGCGAAAAGAAGAAAACGCAUCUUCUGUCACUUCGAAGAAACUCUAUAUUUGGUUUAACCUAUUGUCAUAAAAGAUGUUCCGCUUGCGGGCGCUUUCGGCGGCCUCUGUGGGCCUGGCCCUGAUGUCUCGGCGCUACCACAGUGGGCCGGUGCGGACCCAGGGCCGACGGAGACUGAUACUGGCAGCCCUGGCUGGGGUCACAGGGAUAUCGGCCAGCACAGGACUGCUCUGGACAAGGGCGUACGCGGACGCCGGCCCGUCGGUCCGUCACGCCGAGGGGGCGGAGCCUGAGGCCGAGGAGUUCCCCAAGGACGCCGAAUCGGACGUGGAGUCGGACAAGUCUGUGGAGGCCACCAGUGGAGAGGAGGAGGGAGGGGAGGAGGAGGGCGGCGCCGGCAGCGAGGGGAAGAAAAAGAAGGUCCGCUCUGGAUUCCGCGACCGCAAGGUGAUGGAGUAUGAGAACAGGAUCAGGGCGUACUCGACCCCGGAUAAGAUCUUCCGCUACUUUGCGACGCUGAAGGUCAUCAGCGAGCACGGAGACCCCGAGGUGUACAUGACCCCCCAGGACUUUGUGCGCUCCAUCACCCCCAACGAGAAGCAGCCUGAGAGUCUGGGCUUGGACCAGUUCAUGGUGAAGCGCUACGAUGGCAAGGACUUCUGGCAGGUAUGAGGCGCGUGCCGAACAGCAUGCGUGCGUGUACCCCUGAAUGACAAUACUGCACUGUGUACAUAGUUGCCCACCCACCUCCGAUCUCCCUACUCCUCUCUCUCUCUUGUACUCUCUCGCUCUUUCUCUCUCUCGCUCUCUCUCUCUCUGGCGUUCUCUCUGACUCUCUCUCUUUCUCUUUCUCUCUGACUCUCUCUCUCAGGCUCUCUCACUAUGGCUCUCUCUCUCUCUCUCUCUCUCUCUCUCUCUCUCUCUCUCUCACUCUCUGGCUCUCUCUCUCUUUCUCUCUCUCUCUCUUUCUCUCUGUCAUUCUCUCUCGCUCUCGCUCUCGCUCUCUCUCGCUCUCUCUGGCUCUCUGGCUCUCUCUCGCUCUCUCUGCCUUUUCUGUUCCUCAACUGCCCUGUUCCCGUGCUGGUGGUGUGUAGAACGGGGGGGCGUGGAGUAGGC
This is a messenger RNA of Gadus macrocephalus (Pacific cod), 1194 nucleotides long. Its product is annotated as calcium uptake protein 1, mitochondrial-like. The record is from RefSeq and is a predicted model, not a curated record. Gene Ontology annotation, biological process: mitochondrial calcium ion homeostasis; calcium import into the mitochondrion. Gene Ontology annotation, molecular function: calcium ion binding. The transcript has 6 exons. NCBI's taxonomy places the organism in Eukaryota, Metazoa, Chordata, Actinopteri, Gadiformes, Gadidae. The coding region runs from base 154 to 750 and encodes 198 amino acids. Gene Ontology annotation, cellular component: uniplex complex.